UUCAUUUCAUUCACUAUCAAUCUUUCCUCCGGUGACCGGUACCCUGUUUAUUCUGCCCACUGACAGUGGACAAAACACACGCAUGUCACAUGCUGCGUCCAAUUUUAAAAAUCGAAUUACAAAUAGUGUUUAACUUCCGAAAGUGUUGUGAUUCAUAAAAAUGAAGACCAUCAUCCUCUUCGUAUUAUUGGGAUGUGGGAUUACCCUGGGUUUAAAACAAUGCUGCCCGGACAACGUUGUAAUGAGAUCAGGCGGUUACUGCCGAACUACACGAGUCAAUAUGAACUGCACUUUGGGGCAUAUGCUUUUGAAAGAUGUUAUUGUGAAUGGAACCAGCUUGUCUACUAUGGAUUCUCCUGGAUACGCAUUCACAGAUGAUCCAGAUCGUUACUGCCUGAGCCAAAUGUAUAGAAAUCAGAGUUUACCUCUGCUAGGCACGAUUCCAGUUGCUGUGAUGUGUUAUGAGGAGAUAAAACCCUCCAAUGAUAUUGAGACUAGUGGUAUUCUCACUCUGGUGUCAGUUGUAUUCCUGCUUGCUACUUCGGCAGUUUACAUUUACCUACCACAACUCAGAGACCUACAAGGAAUAUGCUACAUCUGUAUGUGCAUGAGUAUGGCACUUGGUUUUCUAUCACUCGGCAUUAUGCAGAUAAGUCCUGGAUUUAGGGGCGACAUGUGCACAGUAGCAGGUUUCCUAGUCUAUUUUUGGAUGAUGGCAACAUUUUUCUGGAUGAAUGUGAUAAGCAUCAACAUGUAUCGCACAGUACAGGAUGCAACAUAUCUGAAAAAGACGGAACGAAAGCAGUGCUUUAUCUACAACAGUUAUGCUUGGGGUUGCACCUUGGCUUUCCUUGUGAUAGCCCUAACCACGAACUUCGUCGAGGGAAACCAUUACAAGCCCGGUAUAGGGGAAGGCUCCUGCUGGUUUAACGGGCGCGCUGAAACCUGGCUUUACUUCUAUGGCCCCGUCGCGAUCCUCAUUGCUAUUAACGUCGUCCUUUUUAUACUAUCCUCCUACACCUUAUGGACUCACAAUAAGAAAUAUGAGGUUAACAAACUAAAUUAUCUUAAGCGCAAAUUCCUUGUAUCGCUUAAACUAUUUCUUGUAAUGGGAAUUAAUUGGAUAUUUGAAAUAGCUAGUUUUGCACAUGGAGAGAAACAUAUCCUUUGGAAAAUAAUGGACACCUUCAACUGCCUCCAAGGUAUCGUGAUAUUUCUGAUAUUGGUAAUUCUAAGACGUCGUGCAAUGCGAGGACUUGCCGAAGAGGGAUUCUGUCUCUUCAUCACCAGACCACUGGCUAACAAAUUAAGCCCAGAUGAUGACGCUGAUGAAGAGCAAAUGCUAGAUGAUACAGUAGAAGUCAGGCUUAAUUAAUAUGGUAAAGCAGGGUAUAUUUUGUAUACGUUGUAAAUAUAUCAUAUAAAUCUAUUUGUAUUAUCAAGAAUGGUUUUUAAUGAGCACAGAUGCAACCAAAAUCACUUAUUGAAGGAAGACAUAUGGUAUUUUACCUAAGCGCUCUUCAGUGGAAUAAUUUCAGUAGAACUAUUUUCAUAAAUAUAAUUGAAAAUAUUUUAAAGACCUCUUAAUACAAAAUUAUAUUAUAUUGCUGCA
Pieris napi is the source of this 1612-nucleotide messenger RNA. Its product is annotated as G-protein coupled receptor Mth-like. NCBI's taxonomy places the organism in Eukaryota, Metazoa, Arthropoda, Insecta, Lepidoptera, Pieridae. Gene Ontology annotation, molecular function: G protein-coupled receptor activity. The transcript has 9 exons. The coding region runs from base 161 to 1375 and encodes 404 amino acids. The record is from RefSeq and is a predicted model, not a curated record. Gene Ontology annotation, cellular component: membrane. Gene Ontology annotation, biological process: cell surface receptor signaling pathway; G protein-coupled receptor signaling pathway.